Calidris pugnax (ruff) is the source of this 3203-nucleotide messenger RNA. Its product is annotated as putative methyltransferase DDB_G0268948. Gene Ontology annotation, molecular function: S-adenosylmethionine-dependent methyltransferase activity. Bases 40 to 855 code for a protein of 271 amino acids. Lineage: Eukaryota; Metazoa; Chordata; Aves; Charadriiformes; Scolopacidae. The record is from RefSeq and is a predicted model, not a curated record. The transcript has 6 exons.
GGCUUCCUGCCUCCUUCCUAGGUGCCAGGUCGCCCAAGCAUGGCCACCCAGAUGUUCGAGGGGAGAGGGCACGCGGCCGUCUACCAGAAAUACAGGUUUGCGCCAGGCAAAGAGCUGCAGCAAACCAUCCUCACCUACCUGCAGGAAAAGAGAGUAAACCCUGCUGAGCUGGUGGUGGAUGUUGGCUGUGGGUCUGGACAAGGCACCCGCUUCCUCGCAGAGCACUUCAAGAAGGUGGUGGGAACAGAUAUCAGCGAAGCGCAGAUCCAGGAGGCCAGAGAUGCGCCCUCCCCGCCGGGUGUCUCCUACCUUGUGUGUCCUGCAGAGGAGCUGCCCUUUGAGGAUGCCUCAGUGGACCUCCUGACGUCCUUCACAGCCGCGCACUGGUUUGAUACCGAGAAGUUCAUGCGAGAAGCAAACCGGGUGAUGAAGCCGGGGGGCUGCGUGGCCAUCAGCACCUACACUCUGGACAUGAGCCUGCGCUACGGAAACUGCUCUGAAAAGCUGACCAAAGCCUUCAGAGAGUCCUGGGACCUGCUUUUUAAAUACUCACAUGAGAGAGUAAAACAUGUCUUGGAAGACUACAAAACCAUCUUUGAGGCCUUGCCGUUUCCAGACAAGAAGAGAAUCACUGAUAUCUUUGACAAAAUUCCCAUGACCGUUGCUGGUGUGGUUGGUUACCUGGAGUCUGUCUCUCCAUAUCAAGCCUUUAUGAAGAGUGAUCCUGAAGCUGCCAAAUCCCUCCUCCAAGAGACCGAAAAGAGGAUGCUGGAGAUCAUGGGAGUUUCUUCUCGUGAAACCCCAGUGGAGUUCUGGGUGAGGCACGUCUGCGUGCUGGGGUGCAAGGGACGGUGAGAGGAAAACCCUUCUCCUGGGCUGGUGCUGGAAGGGAAGGAGAAAGUGGGUUAUGUCCUAAUACCCCACUUGUAACCACUGUUAUUCCUUGGGGAAAAUUAAUGCUGAUUUUUGGUGAUUAAAACUUUGAUCGUCUGUGGAAAGCAGAUGGGGGGUUUAUGCCUGCUCUUGGGUUCCUGUCCAUGGUGGUCCCCUGGUCUGCUCAGUGCUGUGCCCUCGGUGCUGGAAGGGUUCAGUUUCAGCCUGAUGGUGGUUGGAUUGCACGUGAGGAUAAGAAUCACAGUAACAGCUGAGAAACUUGCUGCAUUUCUUACACAAUUAAUAAUAAUUAAAAAAAAAAAAGCUGGGAAAAAAAUGCUUGUGGUUCCUCUUAAGACAGGCUCUAGGGCACCUGGUGGGAUGGGAAUAACUGCAUUUCAUGAACACUGCUCACCUAGGCCCUGAGUUUCAUGAACUCAAACCUUGUGCUUCAUGGUUUUGGUUAAAAACUUCUGGUUAAAGGUUUUUGCCCCUCUCUCUGCCCAGGCUAAACUGGGAGCUGUGUGCUCUCUGAUUGCCAAGGUGGAAAGGGGUUGUUCUUGCCCACAUCUCGCCCCAUCCCUGGUGCUUUGCUGGCUGGCAGAGGUGUACCAGCAGCUUAUCUACCACAGGUUUGCCCAGUGCUGGGCCAGCACUGCUCCUUUGGCCCUAACAAGGUUAGUUCCCCCCAGGCACAGCUCAGGAGCCUUCUUGGGAUCGCUGCUGCAGGGGGAGCAGGUUCGUGCUGGUUAAUUGCUGGUUUUUGGGGUGGGGCAGGUAGAGGUGAAGGGUUUCAAAGCCGGGUGUAGGCCAGCACAAGUCCCCUCCUGUUUGCUUUCUGCAGAUUUUUAACUCCAGGUGCAGCCUCUGCAGGGACCUUUUCCCGUAAUUCCUACCUUUGGCAAGAAGGCUGACCUGAUGCCCUGGGGAAGGACGUGGCCUCACUGUUACACCUUGGUGCAUCAUUAAGGAAGACCUAAGCAAUGCCUGUGCAACCUCCCAUAGAGAGAGCACUUGGAGCGAGGUUUAUAGCAGCUGGAGAUGCUUCAGCUGUGGUCCUGGGCUCUUGGGUACCAUGGGUGCAGAGACAGCCUCCUUGACCUAGCAGAGCUGAUUCACCCUGGGCAUAUCUCCAUGGGGGUCACUAAAUGCUGGCUCAGCCUGCCUAAGGUGGGGAGCAAAGGCUCCCACCUUGCUUGGUGGCUCCCAGGAGGGUGGUGGAGUUCCAGGAGGACAGCAAUGGGGAAGAAAGCCCAGUGUUGAUCCUAGGUUGGUCUCUGUGUCCAUGGCUGUGUGAUGGAGAAGACCUCGUUGAGUGGUGACGGUGGAUCAAGCCGUGCAGGUUGCUGGUGAAAGAGCUGCACAGGGUCCAUGUAGUGGUUGUGUGAGCAGCAUCUGUAAAAAAACCUCCCUUGCUGGGUGAGGACAGAGCUGGUGGCUUGUCAUCUCCUGAAGGAGCACUAGAGGUCUCUCCAUGCCUGGCACUGCAUCAGGUGACACAGCUGGGUGCUACUGGGGCCCUGUGAAGGGGAAGCCCCACCUCAGCUGGUAGGGUUUGUCCUGGCGAGGUGCAUCCCCACGGUGGUGCCCGGGGGAGGGAGAUGUCCCCAGGGAGAGGACAUCCGUGCCAGCAGAAGGGCUCUGUGGGGAAAAGUGCUUGUCUGUUUUAUUUUCUUACUUUCAGUUUAAAAGUUUACUUAAAUCUGCUUACUAAUUAACUUUGCAAUUAAUGGCCCUUCCUUCCCUGGUGUUGGCAGGAUGCUCGGUGCAUCCCCUGGGAUGAUGCCAUGGGUGACUGGCUGUGGUGUAACGCUGGGGAUUGCAUCACCAACGUGUUUGGGCAGGCAGCAUGGCACGGACCAGCCUGGCAUGGCCGUGGCCCAUGCGGCUUGCACAUACUGAGAGGUGGUGAAGGGUUCUGGGGAUGGUCUGGUGACAGCAGCCAAGCGUGGACCAUCUGAUUUCCCUGCCACAGCAUCAUUGGGCCAUGGGCAGGGUUCCUGCACGUCACCUGGGGUUUUUAGAGAAUCAUAGAAUUGUCAAGGUUGGAAGGGACCUUUCAGAUCGAGUCCAACCGUCAACCAAACACUGACAAACACUAAACCAUAUUGCUAAGCACCACGUCUGCAUGUCUGUUAAAUACCUCCAGAGAUGGUGGAGGGCAUCUUCUUCCAAUGGUUGAACAACCCUUUCAGUGAACAAGUUUUUCCUAAUAUCCAACCUAAACCUCCCCUGGCAUAACUUGCGACCAUUUUGUCCUGUCCCAUCACCUGUUCCUUGAGAGAAGAGACCAACCCCCACCUCUCUACACCCUCCAUUCAGGGAGCUGU